This is a messenger RNA of Fusarium keratoplasticum, 4536 nucleotides long. RefSeq lists its product as uncharacterized. Lineage: Eukaryota; Fungi; Ascomycota; Sordariomycetes; Hypocreales; Nectriaceae. The transcript is spliced from 3 exons. Gene Ontology annotation, cellular component: cytoplasm. The record is from RefSeq and is a predicted model, not a curated record. Bases 1 to 4536 code for a protein of 1511 amino acids. Gene Ontology annotation, biological process: regulation of GTPase activity; signal transduction. Gene Ontology annotation, molecular function: phosphatidylinositol binding.
AUGUCGCGGCUUGCGCUCCAGAGUGCUCAAGCCUCUGCUUCUGCCUCUGCUCCUGCUUCCGACUCUGUCGAUGUUGCUACCACAACACCAGUCGAGACCACCACCCCAGCUUUCGGUUUCGAUCACCACCACAACCUCAACCGCGCCGCCUCCCCCUCCGACGUCCCCGUCGAUGAUAGUCCAACCGUCGGUCGCAUCAUACACUCUAACCCGGCCGUCCCGUCCCUCGGCUCGUUAUCCUCGUCGGGUCCUAGAUCCCCUCGACCAGCCAUCUCCAGUCCGCUUGCAACCUCGCUCAACUUUCCGUUCGGGCCCACGAGUCCAAGUCCGAGAUCCAUCAGUUUCCCUCUUCGACAGACUCCAACGCCGACUUCUCUAGCCGAGCAGGCCGCCAAGAAGACGGCUAUUGUACGACAGACCUCGUUUUACAGCGACUCAUCCGACGAAGGAUCACCAGAACCCCGGAGCCCUAGACUGGGCUAUCCAGGUAGUCCGAAUGAGUUACGAACCGUCUCUGACCCCGUGACUUUGAAGCCUUCCCAAGGCUCAAUCUCGAAUCCCCGGCCAGUCAUGGCUGGUCCGGUAGCUGCGACUCAGGCCGAGUCCUCCAAGUCCAUGCCUCGAAACUCGUCCAUCGACUCAGCGAUUUCUGCAAUCUCAAUAAAGUCGGGUCCCAAUGGCAACCAGGAUGGUCAACAUGGCGCCUCUGAUAUUGCGAACCUGAUCAAGACGGCGGGAAGCCCCGAGGCACUCAUCCAGUAUCUGCUCAAGGAGAAGCAUUCUCAGUCGCAACAAAAUGGUCAGCUGUGGCGCCUGGUCGAUAAGCAGCGAGCCAUGAUCCUUGGUCUCAACAAGGAUCUCGAAAGAGCCUUGAAAGACAAGGAAAAGUACAGGAAGAAACUGAAGGAGGUCAUGGCUAUUCCGGCUGUUUCUCAGACCCCCGUUGGGACUGGAAAAGCUCCUGCUCAACCUCCUAGACCCUCCGCCCCCCGAGUCGACAUCGAGCGAACAAAGGAGCAAGCAGUAACUCCGGAUUCGCCAAUCCUCGAAUCCGACAGCCCGAAGAAUUCUCCGAUUGAUAUCAGCAUGGCACCAUAUCCGAUUACACCACCGGCCGACCAGCCCAGUGCUCCUCAUUCGGCAGUGGGUGAAUUGUUGAAUCCUGCACACUCGAUGCCAAAGCCUCAGGAUCACGCUCUAGACAAGUUCGACCACGAGGCAGAGGAGAGGGCCGCCGACCAGGCCCGUAAGGAAAAGAGCGAGGAGCCUCUCAAGGACAUUGCGUUCAACAUUUCCAUUCCUCCAUCGCGAAGCCUGCCUAGCGAGCCGCCGAAGAUGCCACCGCCAAAGCCUCCGACCGGACACCUCCCGACUGUUGCUGUUCUCGAGGCGACGCCCAGGACUGAUGAAGGAUUCUCGCAGUUCCCCGCGCUCCCGCCGAGAAAACCCCCGCCUGCGCCCCUUCAGUUGAUUCAGGAUAAGAGACCAAAGUUGAGCCCUUCGCCCGAGGAGGAAGAGACAGACUCGGACUACGAUGAUAUCCUGGAAGUUGACGAGAUUGUCGACGAUCGACGCGGCCGACGAAGAACGCGGGAGGAGGACGACCGGGAGCGAGAAAUCAUCGCUCUCAAGGAAGCGGCUGCACGCAGUGCAUCCAAGAAGAGCAAGUCUAGCCAACCUGGAUCCCCAAGGGACGUGCUUCCAACAUCUCAGUCAGAGUCUGAAACAGCCUCAUUGGCACAGAUGCUUAACGCGCCCAAGGCAAGGGAGAUCCCUGCGCCUUUACUGAGCCCUGGCUUGCCUGCCAGCCCUCGCCCUUUCAACAUGAGCUCGCCGCCUUUGUCCCCAAGGACCGCGCCCUUCCAAGCUGCGCCUUUGUCACCGCGACCCCCUCGGGCGCCUAUCCCAUUGCCUCCAAACACUCCCUUGGCAACACCAGGAGCAACCCCAGCCAGGACACCAGCGACCGCACCCGUUACCGAGGAUCCUACAUCGCCGAAAAAGCAGCCCACGCAGGAAGAGAGUGUUGGCUACGCGGAUAAGCCAUCGACGAGAAUGUCAACUCCCACCGAGCGAACGGAAGUCUACAAGGGCCUGGUCACGGAGGAAUAUCCUGAUCUUCUCCUUCCACCCAACGCUCUCCCCUCCGUCGAGGUUAAGGUGGCCUCAUCGCGAAUGAAGCCAUCUAGAGCGAGCAUGCUUUCGCUCACGCAGCUCGAAGAGGACCCCGUCUUCACUCUCGCCGUCAUUUCACGCGCCGAUAACGGCGAGCUCUGGCGGGUCGAGAAGGACUCGGCAUCACUGACGAAACUGGAUCAGCGAUUGAAGCAAUUCUCUUCAUACAAGGCAAGGAUGCCGGAGCGCUCAUUGUUCAGUGGACAUGCACCAGCCAAGCUUGAUGCUCGGAGGGCGAUUUUGGAGCAGUUCAUGGAUGACCUGCUCAACACUCCGUUCGACACGAACACAGCCGUUGAGGUCUGCAAGUAUCUGUCGACGAAUGUGCUCCCGCCCAAUUCUGAUGAUACAGGAUCUAUCGGCGACUCAGGAUCUGAGGUCAGUGGCUCCAAGACUGGGGCUGAUGGACGGCCUCGGCGUAGCGGUUACUUGACCAAGAAGGGCAAGAAUUUUGGCGGUUGGAAGGCGAGAUUCUUUGUUCUCGAUGGACCGCAUCUGAAGUACUACGAAGUACCCGGUGGCGCUCACCUGGGAACCAUCAAGCUUCAGGGUGCGCAGAUUGGCAAGCAAUCUCAGAGCAACGACAAUCAAUCCCCGGCUCGCGGAGCCACUGGCGAAGAUCUCGACAACCAGUUCCGUCACGCGUUCCUCAUUCUGGAGCCUAAGAAGAAGGACUUGAGCAGCCAUGUCAAGCAUGUGCUGUGCGCCGAGAGUGACAGGGAGCGAGAUCGCUGGGUAGAGUCGCUUCUGCAGUGGAUCGAUUACCGCGAUCCAGACGACUCUGAACCGCCGCCUUCCAGAAGUGGCCCAGUUCACGACCGACAGACAUCGUUGGGUGAACGUGCAGGCGGAAACAAGGUCCGAAAGGGGCCGCACAAGUCUCAUCACCAUCCUUCCGACUCGGAUACCCUGAUCGGUGUUCGAUACGGUGACACUCAGGCUGGUGAUGCCCCUCAACUUGCAGCCCCUGCGACUCCUGCACGACCCAAGACUUCUGGCGGUUUGCCCGAUCACCACCACCACCACGGUUUUGAUAGCCUGUCCUCGCAGACUGGCAAGCUCAUCUCGGGUCCCAAGGACCCACAACCGAUCUCUGAUGCUGGUGCUUGGGGCAACAAGACAGGUCUGUCACUUCCGACCAACGAUGAGAAGAAGCAAAGGAAGCGAAGCUUCUUUGGGUUCGGUCCAAAGACACGCUCCUCCUCUGAAGGACAGGACUCGCUGUUCGGCGGCAGUGAGGGCGGCUCCAACGCAACGCCGCCGCAGAACGCGUACCAAGGUCCCGUUCGGCAAGCCUUUGGAGCUCCCUUGGCAGAGGCUGUCAGAUACAACUCACCCACGGACGUCAACGUGCCUGUCCCGGCUGUUGUCUAUCGAUGUAUCCAGUACCUGGAUGCGAAGGACGCUGUGCUCGAAGAAGGAAUUUUCCGACUCAGUGGAUCUAACGUGGUUAUCAAGCAGCUCCGGGAGAGGUUCAACACUGAGGGAGAUGUCAACUUGGUGACUGAUCCACAGUACUACGACAUCCACGCCGUUGCUUCUCUGCUCAAACUGUACCUGCGAGAAUUACCGACGACAAUAUUGACAAGAGAGCUUCACAUGGAAUUCUUGUCAACGAUUGAGAUUCCGGAUCACACCAAAAAGAUUGCCGCGAUGAAUGAGCUGGUUCAGCGGCUUCCCCAAGCCAAUGCCACCCUGCUCAAGUAUCUGAUUGGCUUCCUGAUCAAGAUCAUUAAUAACGCGGACAUGAAUAAGAUGACUGUGCGCAAUGUCGGUAUUGUCUUUUCACCCACGCUCAACAUUCCGGCACCCGUCUUUGCCAUGUUCCUGCAGAAUUAUGAGGGCAUCUUUGGUAUUGAUCCCGAGGUCUACGAGCUUCCAUCACCCAUCUCUGAGCCUGACCUGCACGCUGGCGGCUUCCCUGAUGCACCGCCACGAUUCGAGCUCCCUACUCGACCGUCUACAUCAGGAGGCGCCUCUCCCCAUGGACAAAUGCGCAAGGAUUCGAUCCAGAACUUGAAGCGGUCCACCCCUACGCCUCCCCUGUUAAUGAACAAUCCUGCAGUACGGGCGUCGCCUCCAUCGAGUGCCUCCAGACCAGGCUUCGAUCCUUCAAAUCACUACGACUCACGACCACUCUACGAUGGCGGAUAUCGACCACCUUCUGGACAUGAUACCCGCGGCGGAUAUGACCGGCGUAUCUACCAGGCUUCACACGAGGAUCUCGGCAGUGCCUCUGCAGCGUACGACCAGAGCUUUGUUCCUAACCGACGCCGCGAGAGCGCCAUCUUCAUGGGCGGCAUCGUGGGACCGCAUCACCAGGGAUCAAAGAGCCGCCUCCGAGAGGAAACGCGAUUCUAA